This is a messenger RNA of Sus scrofa (pig), 5464 nucleotides long. The record is from RefSeq and is a predicted model, not a curated record. Lineage: Eukaryota; Metazoa; Chordata; Mammalia; Artiodactyla; Suidae.
GCGCGGGGAGCGGGGCUCCCAUCCCGCUCCGGCUGCGCGAACCCGCCGCCUGCAGCCCCGAUCCGGCCGAGGGCGCGGGGAGGAGCGCCGGGCGGCGGGCCCCUGGCCAGCCCGGGUCCCCGCCGCCGCUCCCGGCCACCCGGCCGGGCCUUCCCGGGCUGCUCCGGGGCCGGGAGCGCCCCCCUGGGCGGCGGGACCUCCUCCCCGGGGAGCGCGCUGGGGCCGCGCCGCGGGCAUCGGGUUUCCCACCGGCUUGUGGACUUGCCCCCCGUGCCUUUCCCCUCGCCCUCUCCGGACACAGCUCUUCCUGCACGGGCCCUGUGGGCCCGGGGUCAUUUCGGGAGGGUUUGCGGAGAAGCCAGGAGCCCCUGGGUGGAGGGAAGCUUUCCUCCGGAAGGGCCGCGGGGCGUGGAGGGGGGCAACCCGGAGGGUCAGUUCCCUGGCCGACGCGGUGGCAGGCUGGGGACCGUCCAGGGAGGGCUGCCCCGCGGGGAGGCUGGAGCGCAGGAAAGGCGGGUCCAGAGCCCCGAGCGGCGUGGUCCCUGCACGCCCCCCAGCGACGGUUAGGUGCCUGUGGGGGGCUGGUGGGGCGGGGCGGGGCGGGGUGGAUCGAAGCUCCCUAGGGAACGACCUUUCCUGAGCACCUCCUCGGUGCCAGGCACCCUGCUGUUCCUGUCCAGGCAGUGGGAUUCGCCCGCAGGUCCUUCUGUGAAGGAGAUGCUGGGAUUGUUGGCAGGUUACAGACAGAAGCCCUGGGUGCCAGGGGCCCAGAGCUAGCAGGUGAUCGCUAGGUGGUCUGCCGCCAAAGCCCAGGCUACCCUCCGGAUAAAGGGUGCCAUGGGGACAGUGUCCACUGGGGCGAGGCGGGUGGGAUGCUGGGUAUGUUUCCGUUGUCCCACUACAAGGAAGAGGACGGGUACAGGGCAUCUGGGCCCCUGCGGACAGAGAGGAGCCCUGGCACUGGGCGGGGCCCAGCGUUGAGACCUGCGGGGACAGGCAUGGGAUGGCCUGUGUGACCUCGGAGAUGGCGCUAAGGGCAUGUGGGUGUUUUGAGACCUGAGCUGUGCAGGAGUCUCUCGAUUCUAACUUCCCGACCACCUCCCUCUGGCGUUUGCUCUGUGGCUUGGGACAAGUGAUUCAAGUCCUCCUAAGCCCCAGCUCGGUGCCCUCCUCUGUGUUCCGGGCGCAGUCUGAGAGCCCACCUCCUGACGAUGGAUGAGGGCGAAAGGAACUCCCGUGCGGGAGGCUCAGACAGUACCUGGCACAAAGCGUGACGCGUGUGAUAAAUGUCCAUGGGUGUUAGGGCAGACCCAACGCCCGCUGACCUGCCCUGUUGCCGUGUCGUUUUCUCGUGAGCAAGUCACUUAGAAUGCUGUUGCGGGGCGAGGGGCCCGGUGGUGUUGGCUGAGCUGGCGGUGACCUCCAGGGGAGCGGACUGAGAGGGCUGCAGGUGGCUCCGCCCAGACGAUAACACAAAGAAAGAACUUGCAAUCUGCCUUUUCAGGACCCCGUGACAUUGUCCACUGCUGGAAGGGGGCGAUGGCUGUGGCCCUGGGUUGUGCAAUCCAGGCCUCCUUGAAUCAGGGCUCAGUGUUUCAAGAGUACGAUACUGACUGUGAGGUCUUCCGCCAGCGCUUCCGGCAGUUCCAGUACAAAGAAGCAGCUGGACCUCAUGAAGCUUUCAACAAACUCUGGGAGCUUUGCUGUCAAUGGCUGAAGCCAAAGAUGCGUUCUAAGGAACAGAUCUUGGAGCUGCUGGUGUUGGAGCAAUUCCUAACGAUUCUGCCCACUGAGAUAGAGACCUGGGUGAGGGAACAUUGCCCAGAGAACAGAGAAAGAGUUGUGUCACUGAUAGAAGACCUACAGAGGGAACUGGAAAUACCAGAGCAGCAGAUCGAUAGGCAGGAAAUGCUCUUGGAAGAACUGGCACCAGUGGGAAUGGCACACAUACCACCACCAAACAUCCACCUGGAGUCACCCCCACUCCAAGUAAUGGGACCUGCCCCGGAGGUCGCAGUGGCAGAGGCGUGGAUCCCACAGGCAGGGCCGCAGGAGCUGAGCUUCGGUGCUGCUGGGGAAGGCCAGCCCUUUCUGGACCCUGGAUAUCCAAUACCCAAACUGGACGUGAGCUUUCCUUUGGAGCAUAGAGAAGAGGCAUGGGUGAAGGAACUCCAAGAUUCCAAAGAAAUUAAACAAUUACUCGAUUCCAAGUUAGGUUUCGAGAUCGGGAUAGAAAAUGAAGAAGAUACUUCGGAAAAACAGAAAAAACUGGACAACCUGUAUCCGUUUCUAGUUCCUUUAGAGGGGAAUGCUCUUCACGGCCCCAUUUUGCAAAAAGACUACGUACAGUUAGAGAACCACUGGGAAGGCCCUUCGGAGGACUUACAGGCCGACCUGACAAAACUUGUCGAUCGGCAGAACCCCCCUGCAGGAGAGAAGGCUGAGGGCUCCAACGCGGAAGAACCGCUCAACCCCAGACCCCACAAGAAGAAGAGUCCAGGAGACAAACCUCACCGAUGUUCUCAGUGCGGGAAGUGUUUUGCACGGAAGUCUCAACUGACGGGGCACCAGAGGAUUCAUUCAGGAGAAGAACCUCACAAGUGCCCUGAGUGUGGGAAGAGAUUCCUGCGUAGUUCCGACCUUUACAGACACCAGCGACUUCACACGGGGGAGAGACCCUACGAAUGCACCGUGUGCAAAAAGCGGUUCACUCGGCGGUCACACCUGAUAGGGCACCAGAGGACCCAUUCCGAAGAAGAGACAUACAAAUGCCUCGAGUGUGGGAAAAGCUUCUGCCAUGGAUCAAGUCUUAAAAGACACCUGAAAACGCAUUCGGGCGAGAAGCCUCACAGGUGUCAUAACUGCGGCAAGAGCUUCAGCAGGCUGACAGCUCUUACUUUGCACCAGAGAACUCACACUGAAGAGAGACCCUUCAAAUGUAACUAUUGUGGGAAAAGCUUUAGACAGAGACCAAGCCUUGUCAUUCAUUUAAGAAUUCACACCGGGGAGAAGCCAUACAAGUGUAGUCAUUGCUCUAAAAGCUUCAGACAGAGAGCAGGCCUCAUUAUGCACCAAGUCACUCACUUUAGAGGACUUCUCUAAGAAUUCCUAAAGGAAGCAGAUCCGACAGAAAUUGACACUAACUCAAAAACAAAAACAACAAACUUAACCCUGCCACAGCCUGUGUGUCUUGGAAGAUUUUUUUUUUGGUUUGUGCUUAUAAGAACAGUGUUUUUUCUGCUUUAAAAACCCAUCUUCCAAGGCAUAUGCAUUCUAGAGUAUCCAUCUACUCUUAGAAUUUUCCUAGAUUUGACUUAUUAUGUCUCGACACCUCUUUAUUUUUUAUUACGUUGAAAUUUUUUUUUUUUUUUUUUGGUGAACCAAGCCAACCGUAUCAUAGAUGUAAGCAUAAAAGGUGAUUUAUAUUAGUUUAAAGCCUUAUAUGCAUCCCAAGUGGCAGGGUGGGGUGACAUAACAGAAACUCGUAUCUACCUGACAUGUCUAUUCUAGCAGCGCCAGAGCAUUCUGCUGUCGUUAUUAAAGGUGAUUUAUAUUAGUUUAAAGCCUUACAUGCGUCCCGAGUGGCAAGAAAGGAGACAGUGUAUUUUGUCAAACAAUAAAAAUGCGUUAGGAACACAUGGACGAGGAGCAUUUCAUUUACCUGCUAUGAACUGGCUUCUUUCCAUUGAAAAUUUCGUUUUUGAGGGAACUCGAAUUUUAACCUUUGGAAUUUCGCAGUUUGCUACUCUGCUUAGUCGGCAGUCUGAGGUGACGCCACUUACAGCUGAGUAUUGAUUUAAUGAUUUAUUUUGUUCCCAGAAUAAUUCAGCCUUUUGUGGGGACCCCAUUUGACAGGUGAAGUCAUACAAGUAGAAUCUGAUUUCAUUGAGGUGGAGGAACCAGUGUCCAUUGCUUUUCCCUUUCCUUUGCUGUUCAACUAUGUGUCUCUCGGUGCUUUAAAAUUUUACCCAUUCCUUUUUCAUUUGUUUAUUUGUUUUUUAGGGCCGCCCCCGCGGCAUAUGGAGGUUCCCAUGCCAGGGGUCCAAUCGGAACUGUAGCCGCCGGCCUCCGCCUCCGCCACAGCCACGCGGGAUCCAAGCUGCAUUUGCAACCUACACCCCAGCUCACGGCAACGCCGGAUCCUUAACCCACCGAGCGAGGCCAGGGGUUGAACCUGCGUCCUCAUGGAUGCUAGUCAGACUCGCUUCUGCUGAGCCACGACGGGAACUCCCAAAUUUGACUCGAUGUCUCCCUAAGCAUGUGUCACAGAACAUCUAGUUCCCCAAGCUCGUCUGCAAAGACGUUGGGGAAUCCCUUCCCGCUGCCGCCGCCUCCUAGAUUCCCCGCGCACAUCCGCACGGGAGAAUUCUGAGCGGGCCUCUGGUCAAGGCGGAAAAGCAUUCCUUUUGGCUCCGUGUCUUACAAGCCUCUUUGACCCCAGAACCCUGUUUCUUGUAUAACCAGUAAUAACCCACAGAGCUUAGUAUUCUACAAAUGGUCUUAGGAAUACGCCGCCUUUAACACAUAUCCCUAUAGCUGUCUGUACAGUCUGGUUGUUCCCAAGCCUAAUUAUCUCCAGUUGUUUCAAAGGUGUUUAAAAAACUUUUUACACGUAUAUGUUUUUUAUGUAACGUACACAUGCCAUUUAAGGAGGUGAAGGUCACUAAUUCAGAUAUUUAUAAGUUGCUCAGUGAUUCUCAGCCUCUUUGAAUUUUACUUGUAAUCACUCACACACACACACACACACACACACACACACACACGUUGCUACUUAUAUAUAUGUUCUCAUAUAAUAGUGGUAAUGACUCAAGUUCCUGUAGCAAGAGAACUCUCGUUCUCAGUUAAAGCUGUUAAUACAUGAAAAAUUCAUUCAGCCUAGUUCCUUGUUAUAAAAUACAUGAAAUAGGACAUUCAAGUAUUUUUCCCAUUCUGAAGCUACCAGUCAUCCUUUCCUUAAACUAGAAUUAGGGAAAGUAUAUAUUAUUUUCUAUUCCAUUCAAGUUCUUGGAAGUGAUAUUUAAUGUAAGUAUUUUCGGGGUAUCUACUAUGUGCCUAAUUUAGUCCUCUUCUAGGCUUAAUGGAAACUAGUAAAGAAAUUAAUUCAUAAAGAGUUUAUAAUAUCUUUAGUCAAACAAGAGUUGGGAAACAAAUGGAGAGCAAUGCAAGAGAGUUUGUCAUUAAGUGCCAAAUCCUAUCAAGUGCUAGAGCCAGGAUGUGUCUUUCGUUUUUGUCAUCCAGGCCCCAGUAUGAUGCUGCUGUAAGGGUGGGGUUAAAAUUGGGAUCCCAGGAGCAAUAAACAUGGAACGUGGGAGGAGUCUGAAUGUAGAGGUGACUGAUACCGAAUGUAACGGCUUCUCUUUUCUCUCUUGUGGAAUCGCAUUCAAACCAGGACAGUGCCUUAGUCUGGAUGUGCCCAACUGCUCUGUAUCUAUGCAAUGUUUUAAUAAAGUGGAAAUGAAUGUGC